AUGAGAGUUCCAACUUUUCGUGAAACUCGCACUGAGAGAAUCAGUAAACAAAAAUUGGCACCAAAAGCGACGACGGCGAAAGGGUUGUUGUCACAAAUAACACAGCUCGUGACUUGUCGGACAGACUAUGAGCAAUUUCUGAUUCUCGCUGGAGGGAUAUCGAACGAGAACUCUUCCGAUAAUGACAAUCAACGACCGAGUGGGGAGUCGACGAAUGCUGGCGGUUGUUUCGGUAUACUCGCAGAUCUCAGUAAUUCGGCAGGAGAGCGAUACAAGGCUGGAGGUCGAGGCUGGCGGGAUGACGAAUUAUUUGGCGAAAGGUUAAAUCUUCAAUGGUCGCAGCCGAGCGCUGAUCGGGUAGAGGAGAUACGAGGGCUGCAGAGGAUCGGUUGGCGAGAAGUGAUGUUGCUGGCGAUAGGUCUAUCAACAGGCAAUCGCGAAGGUCGGCGUCGUUUCUCUGAGUCGCGAAAGCAAUUUGGGACGAAGAAGCAGUGGUGA
Molecule: messenger RNA, 498 nt
Organism: Talaromyces proteolyticus
Lineage: Eukaryota; Fungi; Ascomycota; Eurotiomycetes; Eurotiales; Trichocomaceae
Exons: 2
Coding region: 1-498 (165 amino acids)
Source: RefSeq, a predicted model, not a curated record